Colletotrichum truncatum is the source of this 2985-nucleotide messenger RNA. Its product is annotated as telomere length regulation protein. Gene Ontology annotation, cellular component: cytosol. Lineage: Eukaryota; Fungi; Ascomycota; Sordariomycetes; Glomerellales; Glomerellaceae. Gene Ontology annotation, biological process: telomere maintenance via telomerase; protein stabilization. The record is from RefSeq and is a predicted model, not a curated record. Gene Ontology annotation, molecular function: Hsp90 protein binding; telomeric repeat DNA binding.
AUGGACGAUUUCUUCACUCCAGUCAGCACAACCUAUCUAAAGGCGAGGCCUGAGAAUGGCUUGCUACAGGAGUUGAACCCGAGCAAGACACCCAAAGAAAUCACAAAUGUUGACGAGAUUACGACCGUUGAAGUUGCUUUAGAAACUUUGAAAAACCAACCAGACUAUGACAUUCUCAUAGCUGUCUUGAGGUCUAUCGAUCACGGACACAUAUGCGCUUCAGGCUUCAGCAUCUCAACGCCAAGUCCUGAGGCUUCACAAAUCAUUCAAUGCAUCAUUUCGGAGAUUGUCCCUAAUUACUGGCCCCUGUUAAAAGAAGAUGCAUCUUCAGCCUCUGGGGUCCGCGAUUCCGGUAGUCUAGCCGACCUCGAGCUGCUGUUGAGGUGUUUGAGGAAUGUCACAGGUCUUAAUGCCGCCAUAACACGCUUGAAGGCGUUGGUUCAAGAGUGCAAGGCAAGCGCCAAAGAUGUUAAGCGACCAGACCUGGCGCUCAACUUAAACAUCCUCCUCGAGGUUUGCUCAGCCGUCCUGGGCAAAGACGACUAUCUUAACGCGCUGUGGGUUGCAAGCAGCACUGGCCUGAAUGUGGCAGCUAAAAGACGCCCAAUGGCCCACGAGUUUACCUCUCUGAUCGCCGGUGGACGGCUUGUGUCGGUCGCAGCUGAAGCAGAUGCUACUGCCAACCCAGAUAGAACGGCAGGGAGGAACCACUGGAUUGCGGACGGACAGCAGUACAGCAAGUGGCUUGGAAGAAGCAUCGAAUACUGGGCUAAAUGUGAUAUUUCGUCAGAUGAUGUCAAACUUUGUACUGAAAUCUUUACUAGAGCUCUUCGCCUGGGCUACUCUGACAGUCUCCUGAAACAGUCUGUUCAAGAUAUGUUGCUCGGCCAAGAGGAUAGUCGCAAAGCCUUUUUUAAACUGUUUGGUCAAUUCUCCCAAUUAGAACAGAAACGGGUUAUCUUUGCGGUGCUGAAGCACCUGUCUGAAGUGUUUCUUAAUGGUCUGGAUGAAGCCGAGAAUCCAGAACCCAACUCGACUAUAUCUGCCGCUGCUGGUGUCAUCGACAGACUGAUCUCAAACGAAGAGAAUCGGAAAACUCACCUGAUCUCUUGGUUGACCAGUUCAACUGGUGCCGGUCUCGGCGACGGUAUCGGCAUCAGGCGUGCGGUGUUGGCUGCAUUAGCACAGGAUAAGGAGUGCAUCAAUCUGGUACUCGAAAAAAGCAUUACCCAGUUUGGUGACCAACUUUACAUUAAGCAUUCCCCGGUACUGCAACAGCAAGCCCACGCUCAAGUUUUGCUUCUAAGUGCUGGCUACGUCAGCAAGUUAUCACCCUUGAAACUUAAAAUUUUGAUGCGGUCUGCCAGCUAUCUGAACGCCAUAUCUAACAGAAUCGGCGCCUCUCAAGAAAAAGCCAGGUUCCUGGGAUUGGCAGUGGGCGAGACGCUUUCGAGCCUUAUCGACGGUAACGAGAAGCGACUAGACUUCAAGAUGGAGGAAAUGGGAAGCGAUGAAGCCCGGUUUUACAAGGACCUGGUCAGAGUAACGGACCAGGUCGGUCCUAUUGACUCCCUUAUUACGAAUACCGUGGUAGAAAACGAGAAGAAUGAAGCGCCGAUAACAAACCCAUUUCGAUCGAAACCCGCAGCAAAGCCGAAUAAGCAACCAGCUGCUGCUUCAUCUAAAUUCAUCAUCCAGGAGGUUACCGACUCUGAGAGCGAAGAUGAAGAUCUUGUUCCCUAUGCCAAGCCUAUUGACGACCCAGAAGACUCGGAUGAGGAUCCGACACUCCUUCGUCGGGACAAGCCCAAGGCUCCUGUAUAUAUCCGAGACCUCAUCGCAUACCUCCGUGAUACAGACAACUACGAUAAGCAAAAGUUGGCUUUGGCCACUGCUCCGCUUCUGAUUCGCCGCAAAGCAAACUUUGGAACAGAAGUCACUUCUCAUGCUGAAGAGUUGGCCACACUUCUCGUCGGGUUGCAAGACAAGUUCGAGAUUGGAGAUUUCUGGAGUCUUCGCCUUCAGGGCAUGACGGCUAUUAUUGUCGCGCAGCCAAAGAAGAUGGGACAGUGGUUUGCGAAGACCUUUUUUGACGGCGACUACUCCGUCUCCCAGCGUGCCUCGAUCCUCAUCAUUCUUGGCCUCAGCGCCCGCGAGCUCGCCGGAUUUGACAUUUCAGAUUACAAGGCUGCAGCAUCCUUCCCCUCUAAACGACUUCCUGACAAGAUGGAGGCCCUUUACCUCGACCCCUCCACUGCAUCAAACCGGCUCUCUUCUUCGGCAACUUUGAAGGCCCUACCCUCCAAUGCUCUCGAUAGCAUAGCUAGCUCUCUAACAUCCGCGUUCAUGGCCCCCAUUGCCGCAAACGCCGCAGACGCAACAACCGGCCCUGACGCUCUUAAACUCUCAUCUUUUACCUCUCGUCUUCAGAGCAGAACUUCGAACAAGAGGACUGGCCUCCAUUCCAUACCCAACACCACAGCCUCGGUGUUAAGCACAUCCUUUUUCUUUCCCCUGACCGCACGCCUCCAACAUGCCCUGCGAUCGCAUUCCGCUCGCUCGGGUGUCUUCAUCCAGUCAUACCUCCUAUCUCUCUAUCUGAAGACUCUAGCCGUGCUGAUUCACUCGGCCGGCCCCGCGACACUAGCCCUUUCGCAAAUGACUGCUGAGCUGUGGGACUUGCUUCUAGGCGUGCGUGCCCAUGUUUCGGGCGACGUUCCAGGGACAUAUGCGCUUCUUGUUGCACUGGCAGCGAUGUUGGAAGUAAAUGAGGCGACGGAUAUGCGGCGACUUUGUGAGGCACACCCACGCGAGAUCGUUGAGACGCAGGAGUGGGUAAGCGGCAUUUUCAAUGGUACACGCGGCGACGACGGUGGAGAGGAAAACGACGUUAAGAUGCUUGCUGCUGCGGUGCUCAUCAAGUUGCAGGAGGCGACGGAGAAGUAUCGUGCCUUGUUGUUAGGUGACAUGAUCGGGUUCUCAUAG